Cordyceps fumosorosea ARSEF 2679 is the source of this 4590-nucleotide messenger RNA. RefSeq names its product phospholipid-translocating P-type ATPase domain-containing protein. Gene Ontology annotation, biological process: phospholipid translocation. Lineage: Eukaryota; Fungi; Ascomycota; Sordariomycetes; Hypocreales; Cordycipitaceae. Gene Ontology annotation, cellular component: plasma membrane. The record is from RefSeq and is a predicted model, not a curated record. Bases 1 to 4590 code for a protein of 1529 amino acids. Gene Ontology annotation, molecular function: ATP binding; ATP hydrolysis activity; ATPase-coupled intramembrane lipid carrier activity. The transcript is spliced from 2 exons.
AUGCCCGAUAACUUGACCCCCGAGGGUGCCGCCGGCAACGGCGCUGACCUCGACAAGGUCCAAACACAACGAGCGAGAUGGGCCACGCGAAGAAUGACGGUCAAGAGUGGCAGCACCAAACGCCACUCCCUCUUGAAUCGACACAACCGCAAAAAGUCGUCAUCUAGCGAAAAGAGCGUCGGCGCGCCUGGCGGCGGUGACAACGGCCAUGGUCCCCUCUCCAAUGGCGACGACAACGGCGACGCCGACGAUCCCGAAGCCUCCGAAACUGAAGACGACGAGCCUGAGAACCGCCACCUCUACUUCAACCUGCCCUUGCCCGACGACAUGCUUGACGAGGAGGGGCAUCCUGCCAACAGCUAUGCCAGAAACAAGAUUCGAACUGCCAAAUAUACGCCCUUAUCCUUUAUACCCAAAAACAUUUGGUUCCAGUUCCACAAUGUCGCCAACAUCUUCUUCCUCUUUGUUAUCAUCCUGGUUAUCUUCCCCAUAUUUGGCAGUGUAAAUCCCGGACUCAGCGCCGUCCCUCUCAUUGUCAUUAUCUGUCUCACCGCCAUCAAAGAUGCCAUCGAGGAUUACCGACGAACUAUCACCGAUAUCGAACUCAACAACGCGCCCGUCCAUCGUCUGAUGAACUGGGACAACGUAAACGUCGAGGUUGGCGACGUCUCUACGUGGCGAAAAGUGAAAAAGUCCACUUCUCGCUUCUUUGGUGGCAUUUGGUACGCCGUUCAAAGUAUCUGGUCCAAGCAGGCCAGACAAAAGAGAAUCGAGCGCAAAGCCAAGGCCAACGGCGAAGAGGAGGAGGAGCCUAGACCUUCUGUCGAGACCCAGCGAACCCGCAUGUCUAUGCGCCGAUCCAUCACCUCACCAUUUGGCAACAGACGGUCCACCCACGAGGACAUUCAGAUGACCCCGGUGCCUUCCCCUUCGCCCCCUGGUCACAUCAAGAUCCAGGAGCCCGACAAGCAGGACCAGGCACGCCUUGCUGCUAUGCAGGACAUGAAGACCGACAUCAUCAACUAUAGACGCGCGCCCACUAAUGCUCGUUUCAAAAAGGACGCCUGGAAAAACAUUGUCGUCGGUGACUUUGUCCGUAUUUACAACGAUGAUGAACUGCCCGCCGAUGUUAUUAUCCUCUCCACGUCUGAUCCCGACGGUGCUUGCUAUGUCGAAACCAAGAACCUGGACGGCGAGACCAACCUGAAAGUCCGACAGGCCCUUCGAUGCAGCCGCGCCCUCAAGCAUGCCCGCGACUGCGAACGAUCCGAGUUCCUCGUCGAAAGCGAAGCCCCACAAUCCAACCUGUACAAGUUUAACGGCGCCAUCAAGUGGAAGCAGACCGUGCCUGGCUACGAGGACGACGAGCCAGAGGAUAUGACCGAGGCCAUCACCAUCGACAACCUGCUUCUCCGAGGCUGCAACCUUCGCAACACCGAGUGGAUUCUCGGCGUCGUCGUCUACACCGGUCACGACACUAAGAUUAUGAUGAAUACUGGUAUGACUCCCUCCAAGCGUGCCAGAAUUGCCCGAGAAAUGAACUUCAACGUCAUCUGCAACUUUGGUAUCCUUUUCGUCAUGUGCUUGGUGUCGGCCAUCAUCAACGGAGCCGCCUGGGCCAGAACCGACACGUCCAAGAACUUUUUCGAUUUCGGAUCCAUCGGCGGCAGCCCUCCCGUCACUGGAUUCAUCACUUUCUGGGCCGCCAUCAUCAACUUCCAAAACUUGGUUCCCAUCUCGCUUUACAUCACUCUGGAAAUUGUCCGUACUCUGCAGGCCAUCUUCAUCUUCAGCGAUGUUGAAAUGUACUACGAGCCAAUCGACCAGCCCUGUGUACCCAAAACUUGGAACAUUUCGGACGACGUUGGCCAAAUUGAAUACAUCUUCUCCGACAAGACUGGUACCCUCACGCAAAAUGUGAUGGAGUUCAAAAAGGCAACGAUCAACGGACAUCCAUACGGCGAGGCUUACACCGAAGCACAGGCUGGCAUGCAAAAACGUGCCGGCAUCGACGUCUCUUCCGAAUCUGAACGCAUCCACGCCGAGAUCGCCAAAGCCAAGGCCGACUCGAUUGCCGGCCUACGCAAGAUGUACGACAAUCCCUACUUCUACGACGAUGCUCUUACCUUUGUCGCCCCCGAUUUUGUCGCCGACCUCGGCGGUGAGUCCAGCAAGGCACAAAAAGAAGCCAAUGAAACCUUUAUGCUCGCGCUGGCUCUCUGCCACAGUGUCAUCGCAGAAAAGGCACCCGGUGACACGCCGCGCAUGUUGUUCAAAGCUCAGUCUCCUGACGAGGAAGCUCUCGUCGCUACCGCACGCGACAUGGGCUUCACGGUUCUCGGAAGCUCCGGCGACGGUAUCGACGUUAACAUCAUGGGCGAGGACCGCCACUACCCGAUUCUUAACACGAUCGAAUUCAACUCUACUCGCAAGCGAAUGAGCUCCAUCGUCAAGAUGCCCGACGGCCGCAUCGUCAUUUUCUGCAAGGGUGCCGACUCGGUCAUCUACUCUCGCCUCAAGAAAGGAGAGCAGCGUGAGCUCCGCCAAGAAACUGCUGAACACUUGGAAAUGUUUGCUCGUGAGGGUCUUCGCACGCUUUGCAUUGCUAUGAAGGAGAUCACUGAAGAGGAAUACCGAUCCUGGAAGAAGGAACACGACGUCGCUGCUUCUGCUCUCGAAGAUCGCGAAGAGAAGUUGGAAGCUGCCGCCGAGCUCAUUGAACAAGACUUUCUGCUUCUCGGCGGAACCGCUAUCGAGGAUCGCCUCCAGAUUGGUGUCCCCGAUACCAUUGAGCUUCUCGGACAGGCCGGCAUUAAACUCUGGGUCUUGACUGGCGACAAGGUCGAGACCGCCAUCAACAUUGGUUUCUCCUGCAAUCUGCUCAACAAUGACAUGGAGCUAAUUCACCUCAAGGUGGACGAGGAAGCUGGCGACGACGUCUCCGAUGACAUGCUGCUCGACGAGUUGGAAAAGGGCUUGGACCAGCACCUUAGCCACUUUGGCAUCACAGGCAGUGACGAGGACCUGAAGGCCGCCAAGAAGAACCACGAACCGCCUGGCCCCACGCACGGCCUCGUUAUUGACGGUUUCGCCCUUCGCUGGGCUCUCCACGACCGACUCAAGCAAAAGUUCCUCCUCCUCUGCAAACAGUGCCGGUCUGUUCUCUGCUGCCGUGUCAGCCCCGCCCAAAAGGCCUCCGUUGUUGCCAUGGUCAAGAAUGGUCUCGAUGUCAUGACUCUAUCCAUUGGUGAUGGUGCCAACGACGUCGCCAUGAUCCAAGAGGCCGACGUCGGUGUCGGCAUCGCUGGUCUUGAGGGCCGACAAGCCGCCAUGUCUUCCGAUUAUGCCAUUGGUCAAUUCCGCUUUCUGCAGCGCCUGGUCCUGGUCCAUGGGCGAUGGUCUUACCGCCGUCUGGCAGAGAGUAUAAGCAACUUCUUCUACAAGAACAUGGUUUGGGUGUUUGGCCUGCUUUGGUUCCAGAUCUACUGCGACUUUGACAUAACGUAUCUGUUCGAAUACAGCUACAUCAUCAUGUUCAACCUGUUCUUCACCUCGGUACCUGUCGGUGUCCUUGGUGUUCUCGACCAGGACGUCUCGGACAAGGUAUCUCUGGCCGUUCCUGAACUCUACCGCACCGGUAUUGAACGGUUGGAAUGGACGCAGAGAAAGUUUUGGCUCUACAUGUUUGACGGUGUCUACCAGUCAGUCAUGGCUUUUUACGUGCCUUACCUGAUCUUUAGCAAUUCUCGCCCCGUCACUUUCAACGGUCUCAACGUCGACGACAGAUAUCGACUCGGAGCCUACGUUGCGCACCCUGCUGUGUUGACCAUCAACGCCUACAUUAUGAUAAACUCAUAUAGGUGGGACUGGCUAAUGCUGCUGAUUAUCGCCAUCAGUGACUUGUUCGUCUUUUUCUGGACCGGUGUCUACACAUCAUUCACCUCUUCGUCUACAUUCUACAAGGCAGGCGCUGAGAUCUACGGCGAAGCAUCGUUUUGGGCCUGUUUCUUCAUCGUCCCUGUCCUCUGCCUGUUCCCCAGAUUUUCCAUCAAGGCUAUGCAGAAAGUCUUUUACCCUUACGACGUCGAUAUUAUUCGCGAGCAGGUCUUCAUGGGCAAAUUUGACUACCUCAAGGAGCCCAAAGCAAAGGACGACAACAAGACAGACUCCAGGAGUCAAGGAUCUCACGGCAGCUCCAACAGAAGCUCGAGAAGAUCGAGGCAUGUCCCAUAUGCCAGCGUUGACGAAGACUUGCGACCAAUUUACCCGCCUUCAACGGUGACGCAAAACACAUACAACGGGGCACACAGCCAGCAAGGAAGUGCCGACACGACAAAUAUGCCCCGGUACUCGGUUGAGAACCCCAUGCACAGAAUCUCGACGGACCGCCCGCGACCGUCGUACGACCGCAUGCGUGCUUCGAUGGACCGCACGCGCGCCAGUUUCGAAGCCAGCAACGACUUCACUUCGGCUGCCCGAUUGUCGCGGAUAGAGUCUUCACAUUCGCGCGGAAACUCACACUCGCACACGGGCAUAAUUCGCAGCCGUCUCCGCGCGCUGUCCUCUCUGUCCAAGAAGUCGGACGCCUAG